CAAAUGAAUAAUUUAUCGCAGUGUGUCGAUUCGGGGCGCGCGUCCCCGGGGGCCGCGCGCGGGGCCGCGGGGGUCCGCCGGCGGGGCGCGCGUCAGUCCGGCGCGAGCGGCCGAGCGAGCGCCAUGUCUGCGUGCGCGCCGCGCGCCUGUUGCAGGCCGCGCGCCCCGGCGACGCUCCUCGACAUCACCGCCAAAAUAGUGGCCGCGGCGAUCCCGUUCCAACGUAUAGAGGAACGCUAUGAGCGCAUCCCGGAGCCGGUGCAACGUCGUGUGGUGUAUUGGUCGUUUCCUAGGGACGAGAGGGACAUUUGUAUGUACUCGUCCCUGGCGCGAGCGCCCCCGGAUGACCACCGCAACAUCGCCUUCUGCCGCGGGCUGAAGCUGCUUGAAGCCGGUUGUGUGGAGAGUGUGCUACAAGUCGGUUUCCACCUGAGCGGCGUGGUGCGAGCCCCGGCGGCGGUUCCGCCAUGCUCGGAGCCCGAACGACUAUACAGGGUCACUGUCUCCUUCGACCGGUGUAAGAUCACCGGCGUGACAUGCAGCUGCGAGGCGCGGGACAUCUUCUGGUGCCAACAUGUUGUGGCGCUGGCGCUGUACCGCAUCAGGAACGCAGACUCCGUCCGACUGCGAGUGCCCAUAUCAGAAACCCUCCUCCAAAUGGACAGGCAGCAGCUCCAGAAGUUCGUCCAGUACCUCAUCGCUGAGCACCACACGGAGGUGCUGCCGACGGCACAGCGGUUAGCCGACGAGGUCCUCCAGGCCCGGUCGGCUAUUAACAGGAUCUGUGGUGCUCCGGACCCUACGGCUGGACCGCCGCCGGAUGCCCAUCAUGCUUGGCAUUUGGACGAGCAACAGGUGUGCGAGCAAGUCAGGGCGUACUUACUACAGGGGACUUAUUACAAUGCAAACAAGCAACUCAAUUCAUUAUUUUCUAAGGUAAGAGAAAUGCUCCGAGCCCAAGACUCAAACGGCCCUCGAAUGCUAAUGCUCAUGACUGAGCAGUUCCUCUCCGACCCUCGCCUCCUCCUCUGGAGGAACCAGAACACCCCCAUGACAGAAAAGUGCCGGCAGCUGUGGGAGCAGCUAGGGGCGCUCUGGGUCAGCAUAGUGCUGGACCCGGGCAGCAAUAAGCACCACAGGAUACAGUGGAGACACUUGUUGGAGAAGUGGAGCGCGGUGGAGGUGUGUCCUACUGAGGAUCCGGAUUACAGAUCGUUUCCAUUGUACGCGAGAGAAAGGGAAAGAAACGAGAGAGAUCGUGACAGAGACCACAGAGACAGGGACAGAGAAAGACAUCGAGAUAGGGAAGAAAGAGACAGGGAGAGGUUACGAGAGCGCGAGGAGAGGGACAGAGAAAGACACAGGGAGAGACAAAGGAGAGAAAUGCAUUCCCAUUCGGAGAGUUCCGAUGAAGAGCCUAGACCUAAUAAUUAUGAACGAGAAUACAGGAGGGCCAGUAAGAGAUUAAGACUUCACAACCAAAGGCCGGCGCCAUCGCUGACGCCUCGAACAGUUUUCCACAAAGCGCUGGACGCAGUAGACAUAUCCUGGGAGAAUGAGCAUCUAAAGAACAUCCUCGGCAGCGAUGAGUACGCGGACUGCGAGAAGGGCAAGCCGGGGGGAUCCAACACCAAGCAGCCUUACCCUAAGUUCAAUGACCUUGGACAACCUCUGUGGCACGAGCACUUACCCGUGGUGGGUGCGCGGAUAGAAGCGCUUCGGGCGCACGGGCGUGCGCCGGCGGCGCUGCGGCUAGCGGUCAGCGCCGCCAGGGCCAUGCGGCAUCGACAGGAGGUCGCCCAGCAGCGGUGGCAGGAGGCGGGCGCGGGCGAGGCGUCGUCGUCGGGCGGCGCGCGCUCGUGCCCGGGCGCGGAGGCGUGCGCGGGCGCGUGCGGGGGGCGCGUCCAGCUGUCGCAGGUGUGCGCGCACAUGGACCCCGGCGCCUGCCUGCCCGGCGGGCCCACCUGCGCGCUGUCGCACUCGCACCGCUGUAUAGGGAGAGACAGCUUAUGCUGGACGGGCUGGACGCUGGAGGCAAUUUGGUGCGUGUACGAAUGCCUCGCGGACGCGUGCCUCGCGCCCGACGACCAGCGCGCCUCGCCUCGCCUCCACACCUAUUUGGACGAGGAGCCGAACACUGGUUUGCCUCCUAGAUACCAGCACGUCCCCGUAGCAGGCAGUAAGAACCCCGAGGAAACGUACUUGGCACUAGCUCUAGAAGCAGCCCUUCUAGGGCUGGGGUUACAACGAAUGUUACCAAGCGGUCUCUACGCGCAGGAACGGUACUGCAAACAGGAGGAGCGAUUAAUAGGUCAACUGCAGCGCGUGGAAGGCGAAGCGGCGGCGGCGGUCGGCGCGCGCGUGGCGACGGCGCUGCUGGACGGCGGGCCGUCGUCAUGUCUCGGCGCAAGAGUGCACCCCCGCUCGGCGCCGGCGCACACGUUCGCGCGGUUCCUGUUCCUCGCGCUGCUGCCCGCCGAGCCAGAGCUAGCGUAUAGAGUGGGACUGCGGGCUAUGAGAUUACCAAUGGUGGAAGAGGCGUACGCGUUAGACAGCGCCGGCGGGACGGGCGCGGCGGGCGGCGGCGCGGGCGCGUGGCACACGCUGCAGCACGCCGAGCAGCAACAGGCGGCGCUCGCCAGCGCGCUCUUAGGAGCUGCAAGAGGCAACCCAGGCCGCCUCCGAGCCGCGCUAGCCGCGGCGCAACGGCACGUGCGCUCGGCAGCGCAGCUGUUCCGGCUCGCGCAGGACGCGCUGCGCCACGCCGCGCCGCCCGACGCGCCGCACCACCACCGCGACCUGCUGCACGCCGCCUUCGAGCUAGGACUGCAGGUGCUACGGAUGACAUUAUCGUCCGUGAACUGGCGGAGGCGAGAGAUGGUCCGCUGGUUAGUCACGUGUGCCACGGAGCUCGGACUCGACGCGUUGCUCUCUAUCAUGCAGAACUGGUACGAGCUGUUCACGCCAACGGAGGCGACGGGGCCGGUGGCGGCCGCGGCCAUGUCCCACGCCACGGCGCUCCGACUGGGGCUCAGCUUCGAGCAACAGGAGAAACUGAGUGCCUGCGCGAGAACGCUAGCCUUACAAUGCGCCGCCAAGGACCCGCCGGGCUGCGCGCUGAGCGCGCUGUCGGUGUGCGAGGGCUCGGCGGGCGCCUUCGAGGCGGCGUGCGCGGCCGUCGGCGGCGCGGCGGCGCGCGGCGCGCUCGCCUCCAGCCAGCUGUUCGCUGUGGCGCGCUACAUGGAGCAGCGCGGACAACCCGCCAGAGCGAUGAGGCUGGCCACGCUGGCCAUGAGGAACCUGCACCUCCACUACAACCAGGACAGCCAUCCAGCAAUAGCGGACAUCCACUGGGCCGUAGCGUUAGCACAUUCGCUGGGUCGCGCGGAGCUGCAAGCCAUGUUGCCUCUACUCGUCAAGAACGUCCAAUGUGCCCCAGUGCUGUCGGACGUGCUGCGGCGCUGCUGCGUGGCGGCGGCGGGCUGCUCGCGCGCGCGGCCGCCGCCGCCGCGGCCGCCCACGCCGCUGCGGCCGCUGCUGGAGGCCGCGCUGCGCGCCUACGCCUCCACCACGCACGCGCGCCUCGCGCACAUCUCCCCCCGGCAUUACGCCGACUUCGUCGAGUUCCUGGGUAAAGCUAGAGACACAUUCGCGCUCGCACACGACGGUCCCCAUCAGUUCGCGGCUCUGUUACAGGAAAUCAAACUCAAAUACAAGGGCAAGAAGAAACUAAUGUUCCUCGUUAAAGAGCGCUUCGGCUGAACGCUAAGGCCAUAUAUAUAACGGUUAUUUUUGUAUGAACACUGCCGAUUUUCGUUUUGAAAAACGGCUUUAAGUAACCAAGCCCUGUAGACAACAUGCCAAUCGCUCUGUCACUGUCACACUAAUAUAGAAGAGUGAUAGAGACACAAAGCGAUUUGGUAGCGAAGCGCAAGCUAUUACCACCUUGGCUAGGCCGGUAGUAUUCUCUUACAUAAUACCUGAUUAAAUUGGUUUGUCCAUAUCGAAAUCUUCCAAAAAACUGGAUUACAUUUCUUAAUCUAGAAAUAAGCUUGACUGCCCCAUUGACUGACGAAAUAUUAAUAUCAAAAAUUGCGUAUUUGAAAAAUGUAUAAAUGUCUCAAUUUAACAUGUCAACAAAACUAGGUCCGUUCGUCCAUGAACCUUUGGAGUAUUGAGGGUGGUUCGUAGCACAAAUGUCAGUUUGGGAAUCUCGAAUGUUCCAGAAUCGAUAGCAAACGCUGUUGUUAUUUCAGAAAUUAUUCCAGUCCGUUAGGUUAGUAAAGUGGACUUCAAUGACACAUCAAAUGCUGUAUUUCUUCAAUGAUAUCGGAUCUCUAAAUCAGAAUGGCUGAGACUUACAUUUUUUUAUAUGUAAUAGGAUUAUUUUUUCAUUGCAGCAGGGCGAAAGAAUCACCUUUACUAGGUAGCCUUAAUAUUACAGUUUGUAAUCGUGACAUUUUAAAGAUCCGUGUUGUACGCUCUGCUACAUUUUUUGUUACAUUAAAAUACAGGGUGUUACUGACCAUCGGGCUUUAAAUCCAGGGCUCGAUUCUACUCGCUAAACUGAGCUACUUUUAUUAUGGCACCAACCCCGAAAUCCCGAAUUUUUCGACGUCGACGUUUUCUAUGGAUAAGCCAAAAAAAGAUCCCUGAUUUUAGGGUUGGUCCCAUAGUAAAAGUAGCUCAGUUUAGCGAAUAAAAUCAAGCCCUGGAAUUAAAGCCCUAUGGUCAGACACAUACUGUAUAAAAGUGUUAAGCGCUAGCCAGUAUUCCAACGCUGUUUUGUUUUUAAAAGUGCAAUCGAUCCGUUUAUGUUUUUUUUUUUGUUAAAUGCGUGCAAUAUGGCGCCGUUAUUAACUGUUGUCUAUGUCUAUGGCCAUAGACGAAAUCGUACUUUUACCGGUAAGGUAAACACCAAUACCUCAUACAUGGUAACACUGUGUACCAAACCAGUCUAACGUAAAGUAUUAUUUUUUAUUUAAUGCAUAGAUAAUAGACCUCAGAAAUGUCAUUUUAAUGUAAGUAAAUAUUGUAAUGAUCUCAAUGAUUCCAUUUUGUGUAAAUAGACUUAAUUGGUGUAAAUAUAGAUAAGCUUAGGGAUCGAGGUAUGUACGUAUAGUUUCUUUUCGGUUUGUGCGAACGAUUUAUUUUUCUGAUCCACAAAUGUAAAUGAAGCAAGGAUACUCUGAACAGUAUUUCUUAUAUAUCAUAUGUUAGGGUGUUUGCACAGACCUAGGAUAGUAUAGUUCGCCGUCGUAUAGCGUCCUUUAUGGAAUCAAUCAAUAAAUAUGACACAACACCAAAGAAAUAUUAAGAUAAGUCCAAAAGUGUGAGAUAACCGUGCCGUUCUCUCUUUAAAUGAUCAUCCACUCUCUUCUCUCUGGUGUCUUUUAUUCAACAGCCUUGUUCGUUUUUUAAAUAACUUGAUAUUUUUUGUUUUAGCCAGACUGAUAAUUACUUAUGGAUCUAGAACCACUUAUUUCCGCCUCUUUGUUUGAAGCUCUCGUGUUCACUUGUUUUUGUUAGUUAUAAUUGUUUUUUUUUCUACAAGCUUACGUUUGACUAGAUGGCAAUUGGUUAAUAAAGUGGAGGCUAAUAAAAAAAGUCUGUCAAGCCAUUUCCUUCAGUAGAAAAAAGCGGAAAAUUAAAAAAAAAUUACAGCUUGGCAACAAAGAGUAGAAAUUAAAAAAUGGCAACACUGUAGUGUCGUCCCUUUCAAACCAAUUCGUAUAAGAAAACGGGACGACAUUACAGUGUUGCCACUUCUGAAUUUCUACUCUUGUUGCCAAGCUGUAGGCGCCAAGGACGGGACGGGACGAUUAUUCCCAUAGAAAAUUUAAAUUUCUCGCCUUUUUCUACUGACAAACUUGUUUGACCGGCUUUAUUAGUUUUUACUUCAUUAUCCAAUUGACAAGUAUGUUUCGCAUAUUAUUUUACUUCGGCGUCUUAGACUCUGAUAUUUUUUAUGAACUUGUAACUUUCACUCUAAAGUAGCGUAGAUAAACUAACAAGAAGUGCAUUUAUAAAGAUAGAUGUUAAUGUUUAAAUAGACAUUCGGAUAGUGUUCAAAUAUUAGUAUGAAUUGGAAAUAGUUAUUAAGGAUGAAAACGGGGAAUUUUGUACUUUUUGUGGUGUUGUGGGUUGCCAGUCUUAAAAUAUUUAAAUUUUACGGAAACUGCCAACCCUAUUAUAAUGUGUCAAAUAAAAUAGUCACACCACACAUGACUGUCUCUAAUUUGUUUCGUUUUAUAAUUAUUGUAUAUAAAUAUUAUUGGUAAAGUAUUUAGUUACAGCGCUGAGUGUUCAAAUACUUGGAUGUUGUAUGUAUUCGAUCUGGGAUUGGCACAAUUUUAUAAUCAGAAUAAUAAGCUUUUGUUCCCUUUAUAAAAAAACGAGCUUGAUGUUCAUACAUUAAAAUGAAAAUAGCUAAUUCGCACAUCAAGAAACAUUAAGGGCGUUCGCUAGUUGGCGCGGUUGCACGGAGUGGGUGAGCGGGUUAACGAAAAAUGUACUCUGUCAAGCCAUUUCCGUCAGUAGAAAAGAGCGGCAAAUUUAAAAAAUGUAGGCGCGAAGGGUUAUCGUCCCAUAGACAAUUUUAAUUUCGCGCCUUUUUCUACUGACAAACUUAUUUGAACGGCUGUAGUAUGAGCAACGCUAACUGGCGCGGAUGCGUGCGACGCGUGCGUGCGCCGACGUCGACUCCGUACAGGGCUAUAACCGCGAAAAUCGAAGUUCGCAAUUCGCGGGCAUUUUUCUCUGUCACUCUAAUUACGCCUUCAUUGGAGUAAAAGAGAAAGAUCGCCGCAAUUUGUGAUUUUCGGUUUUCGCGGUAGCCCCUCAGGUGCGCCAGCUAGCAGACGCCAUUUAAUCAAAAUUGGACUAUGUCUUGAAUAAACCUACAUAAAUGAUAUAAUGACAUAAAAUAGCGUGUUCAAAAUAUGUCUAUCGGCCUAGAAGUGAAUGUAUAAAAGGGAACAAAGUUGCAAUCAGAAAAAAGAGGUUAUUAGUUUCGAAUGUAAGAUGACUCGUCAAAUUGAACGCACUGGCCACGACAUUGCGCGACUGGCUUCGUCUAAGACGACAACCAUAGGUUGGAGCGAGACACCGCAAUUGGAUCUUUCGUUCCUACCUAUGGUUGUCGCCUUAGCCGAAGCCAGUCGCGCAAUGUCGUGGCUGGCGCGUAGUAGAGUAGACAAAUGACUACCGCAGUUUCGAGGUUUGUCUAAGUCUACGAUAUAUUUUGCAUUUUCAGCGCCAUGUAAAAAAAAAUGUAAUUCGGACUGAUAAACAAAAUAUUAAUAUUAUCACUGCGACAUUCUAAAACUUAAAAACAUUCAGUUGAUUUUCGCUGACUGUUCGUACAGUUAAUUGUAAAAUAUGGGUGCACUCAUCAUAUUCAAAAAUAUGUCCCGAUCUUACGUCAGUGAAUUAAGUACUACAUACUCAAAAAUAUGUCCCAUAGCUCGUAUUAUGUCAGCGAAUUAAGAACUAUGGGACAUAUUUUUGAGUAACUAGUAUGCUCCCAAAUUUUUACACUCGACUGUACAUAAUGGUACAUUUAUUUUGGUUACCCAGUCUGAACCAUGGUACAAACUGUACAUUUUGUACUUAUUCGUAAGUAGACUGUGUAAAUUUAGAAGCAAUAAUUUCGCCUUAGCCGGCCUGUGUUUCAAUGUUUACUGAAAUUGUAUAAUUCAUUGCUUAUUUGUUAAUUUCGCUCAAAAUAUUGGUAAAUAUAGAUCAAGCAGAUCUUGUCAGUAGAAAAAGGCGGCAAAUUUGAAAAAUGUAGGCGCGAAAGGAUAUCAUAUCAAUAUAAAAUUUGAAUUUCGCGCCUUUUUCUACAGACAAGAUUUGCUUGACCAUUUAUACUUGAAUUCUUUUUAACAAGAACCUUAACAACAUUGAUAUAUUUGUUAUGGAAACCAGUAGCAAAAGAGCGAGAUCUUUCGCAAAUGGUUUGUGAAAAAUUUGUAUUGAUACCAAUAUCUUGGGAGUAAUUAAUUUUAUUAUUUAUUAACAGUGAUCGUACAUUUUCUAGCAUUUUUGGUGCAGCGGAGUGGCGUUAACGGAAUUGGUUUCGAUCACUGUUUAUUAAUUUUUGUCAGCAUUUCAAAUUCAUUUCCAUUUUAUCGCUUAUUGGUUAAAAAAUAUAUAUUGUUACAUGUAGGAAUUGCUAUGGCAAUUUUAAUAUUUUCUUUUAAAUAUUAAGACUGACAAGGACAUAUUAAAAAUACAUACAUGUCAUAUAACUUCAACAAUUGUACCAACUUAAUAAUAUUCUUUGCAUUUUACAAAAAUAAUAUCAAGUACUUUUUUCAUCUCACUCUGUAGUAUCUUUAGGUAUGUGGACAGAAGAGUGACAGCAAAUCAAUCAAGUUCGACAAGAAAUUGUAGAAAAUUAUUGAGGGCGCCACUUGCUACGUAACUGUCACAUUUUGACAUAAAAUGCUUAAACAUGGCAACAAUUUAGUAUGAUUUUUUUUUUAGGUUCAUUUUAUUUAAUUAUAGUACAUUGUGCAACAUGGGGCGUAAGUUGAAUAUUGCAAACGAGAGUAAGUUAAAUCGCGACAGCUUGCCGGAGCGAUUUAUAGACUCGAGUUUGCAAUAUUAUUACGCCCCGAGUUACACACAAUGUUUUUCAUCACACUUGCGAUACAAAAAUUAAGUAUAAAGACAAAAAACUGUUAAUUAUGGCACUAGAAACUUCAUAACUCCCUAGGGAGAACGCUUUUUCUAUAACUCCCGCUAAACCUGCGUGCAAUUCCACAUUUACUGAGCGAGUGUUAUGAAAACUAUUUUAUGUCCACUACAGGUUCGACUACGUAGGACUUCCUAAAGAACGUCACAUAAAGUUUCUGUCACUUUUCUGUCCACUAAGAAAUUCAUACAAAAGUCGACUUGCCAAAUUGUAACGCCAAACCUCAAGUGCCUUCAGGCGAGUCCAUUGCGCCAGGCCGGCUGUUCGAUUCCCAACCUUAUUUGUACGUGCUCAGUGUCGAUUAUAUUUUGUAAUUGUGUUGUACGUAAAACGUUGACACCCUUCAGUGUUGGUAUGACGAAGGUGAUACUUUCAAUAUAAAUAAUUGAAAACU
This is a messenger RNA of Cydia fagiglandana, 9095 nucleotides long. RefSeq names its product zinc finger SWIM domain-containing protein 4-like. The coding region runs from base 4 to 3762 and encodes 1252 amino acids. NCBI's taxonomy places the organism in Eukaryota, Metazoa, Arthropoda, Insecta, Lepidoptera, Tortricidae. Gene Ontology annotation, molecular function: zinc ion binding. Gene Ontology annotation, cellular component: Cul2-RING ubiquitin ligase complex. The transcript has 23 exons. The record is from RefSeq and is a predicted model, not a curated record.